This is a messenger RNA of Linum trigynum, 576 nucleotides long. NCBI's taxonomy places the organism in Eukaryota, Viridiplantae, Streptophyta, Magnoliopsida, Malpighiales, Linaceae. The record is from the annotation of a GenBank genome assembly.
AUGAUGGGAAAGAUCGCGCUCAUCACCGGGCGAAGAUACACCAUGUACGGCGGCGGGAAGGAGCCGACGAUGUCCCUGCCGACGGAUGAAUCAUUGAUCAGUGAGGCGCAAGCCCGGCCAAGCCCGAGGGAGAGGCAGAGGAGGAAUGAUGUGAACCCGAGGAGUCAGACAAGGCCGGUGGUGGCGGAUCAGUGGGAGCAGCCGCGGGAUAGUGACCCGGAGAAGGCUGACCUUAUUCACCCCCAGGCAAUGACUCACCGGAGAUGGAUGAUCCUCGAAGAGGAAUUCGAGGAUGAUUUCCCAAUCCUGCAGCAGUCUUCCCACACCAUGCCGAAUGUGGUUUCAAGUGAGGGUGAUCAAGGUAGUGAGAACCCCACUCCUACUCGAGCUGCGAAGAAGAAUGGGAAGGAGCCUUCUCAGAGGGAGGUUCCCAAAACCACCCCGAGGAAACUAAGAAAGGCAAAGCCUUCGGAAGAAAAGAAAGGGCUUAAAAGGGAAAUUCAGGGCUGCCACGAGCUCCAAGUCAUCGAUGGUGAACCCUGUGCACAAGAAUAUAGUGCCACCAGGGGAGAAUGA